This is a messenger RNA of Linderina pennispora, 915 nucleotides long. RefSeq names its product Lumazine synthase. Gene Ontology annotation, cellular component: mitochondrial intermembrane space; riboflavin synthase complex; intracellular anatomical structure. The coding region runs from base 238 to 834 and encodes 198 amino acids. Gene Ontology annotation, molecular function: 6,7-dimethyl-8-ribityllumazine synthase activity. Lineage: Eukaryota; Fungi; Kickxellomycota; Kickxellomycetes; Kickxellales; Kickxellaceae. The transcript has a single exon. Gene Ontology annotation, biological process: riboflavin biosynthetic process. The record is from RefSeq and is a predicted model, not a curated record.
GAAGGAGCUGCGAUUGAACAGGCCGCCGCCGCCGACCGCCACAAUGACGAGCUGACCUUUUGACAGCUGAAGGCACGAUUGGUAAGCCGACUCGCCGGAUGAGGGGUUGACUAAUCCAUGCGGUGGACCUUUAUUAAAACGCCAGCCCACGCUCCGUGUGUGCCGCUUGCGUCCCUUAUCUUCUCUCCAACUUUUUCUGUCUACAACACGCUUUUUCCAUUUACAUUCUACUAAACCAUGGGCGGCGACGACUUCCACAAGGGCGUAAAGGAGUCCAGCAACAAGCUUGACGGCGGCAACCUAAAGAUUCUCAUCGUGCACACGCGGUGGAACUCGGAGAUCGUCAACCCGCUGGUGGACGGAGCCAAGACGUCGCUGGCCAAGUACGGCGUCAAGUCCGAGAACAUCGUCGUGCGCGAUGUCCCUGGCGCCUACGAGCUUCCAGGUGCCGCCAUGAAGCUGAUCCGCCAGUCGCAGCAAGAGUCGACCAACCUCGUCAGCAGCAUCGUCGACGAUCUUCUCUCGACGCAGACGCCCUCAAGCCAGACUGCAGCCGAGAGCGCCAAGAGCGGACCGUUUGAUGCGGUUAUCUGCAUUGGCGUCCUGAUCAAGGGCAGCACGAUGCACUUUGAGUACAUUGCCGACGCCGUGAGCCAUGGGAUCAUGCGCGUGGGGCUUGACACCGGCGUGCCGGCGGUGUUUGGCGUGCUGACGUGUCUGACUGAUGAGCAGGCGAUGCAGCGGGCAGGAACCGGCAGGGGCGAGGACAAGGGGCACAACCACGGUCUUGACUGGGGAACGGCGGCCGUCGAGAUGGCCCUGCUCAAGCUUUAGGUCGCUUCUGCCGACGCCUGCCAUUUUUCUUAAAACUUCCAGCCUUGAGCAUUUCAGAAACAACAACAGGAGCCUUUCUGC